Molecule: messenger RNA, 726 nt
Organism: Manihot esculenta (cassava)
Lineage: Eukaryota; Viridiplantae; Streptophyta; Magnoliopsida; Malpighiales; Euphorbiaceae
Product: transmembrane 9 superfamily member 11-like
Exons: 1
Coding region: 1-726 (241 amino acids)
Biological process (GO): protein localization to membrane
Cellular component (GO): membrane
Source: RefSeq, a predicted model, not a curated record
AUGGUUGUGGGAUUUGAAGUGGUUCCCUGUAACUUCAUGCAUAAUGCUCAGUCGGUGAAGAACACGAAAAUGUAUGACAAAUACCCAUCUCUAAUUAAAUGUGAUCCUACUGUUGUCUCAAUGCCAAUUAAGGAGAAUGAGCCAAUUAUAUUUACCUAUGAGGUCACAUUUGAGGAGAGUGAUAUCAGAUGGCCAUCAAGAUGGGAUGUCUAUUUGAAGAUGGAGGGGUCAAAGGUGCAUUGGUUCUCGAUCAUGAAUUCUCUAAUGGUUAUCAACUUCCUUGCUGGUAUUGUCCUUGUCAUUUUCUUGAGAACUGUGAGGCGGGACCUGACCCGUUAUGAGGAACUCGACAAGGAGGCUCAAGCACAGAUGAAUGAGGAGUUAUCUGGGUGGAAACUUGUUGUAGGGGAUGUUUUCCCUGCCCCAACCAAUGCCUCACUACUGUGUAUUAUGGUUGGAGAUGGAGUUCAGAUCCUUGGAAUGGUAGUUGUGACAAUCUUAUUCGCUGCACUUGGAUUCAUGUCAUCAGCAUCCCGCGGAACUCUUAUUACAGGUAUGCUUAUGAUCUACAUGAUUCUCGGCAUUGCUGCUAGCUAUGUAGCAGUCCGCCUUUGGAGGACUAUUGGAUGUGGCGAUCACAAAGGAUGGUCUUCAGUUGCCUGGAGAGCUGCUUGCUUUUUCCCUGCACCCCACGUUGAAUACUUCGGAGACUGUCCUGUUAGAUGA